AUGCCCCACGCUGCACUGCCCUCGCCGGGCUUCCAGGCGCUCAUCCUGUGCGGGCCCGGUGCGUCGUUCAGCACGUUCACGUCCACGCCCAAGGAAAUACCAAAGGCGCUCCUGCCCAUCGCGAACAGGCCUAUGGUCUGGUACCCGCUCGAGUGGUGCUACCGCAUGGGCGUCACGGACAUCACCGUUGUCACGCCGCCAGAGUCGCUGGAGGCCAUCGAGGCCGCCAUGUCGCAGAACCCGCACCUCACAUCGCUGCCCGCGCCGCGGCCCGAGACGGUCGCGCCCAGGGACCUCACACACGAGACCGGCACCGGCGACCUCCUCAGGCUGCCCGAGGUGCAGAGCGCGAUCAAGGGCGACUUCAUCGUGCUGCCCUGCGAUCUGGUCUGCGAGCUCGACGGCACUGCGCUCGCAGAUGCCUGGAUGGUCGAGCAAGCUGGCUUCCCCGGCGCAGUCGCUGGCUCACAAGCGAUCGGCGGCAAGACGGCAUUCGGCGCGGGCGGAGAGAGGGUCGGUCGAAGGGGCGGCCUCGGUGUGUGGUACCAGACAAAGGGCGAAGGCAGCAAGAAGGGCGAGGAGACCGACUUCAUCGCGACUACCCCGAUGCCCACGCCAGUCGUCCCCCCGCCCGCCGACUCGAUACGCCGCGACAUCGCUAACCUCGUCUACUCGGUCCCCACCGACACCCUCAACGACAUCACCGAGGAACACAAGGCCUUCCCCGUUCGCCACUCGCUCAUUCGCAAGCACGCCCGCGUGCGGAUGCUGACGACUCACCGCGACGCUCACCUCUACUUCUUCCCCUACUGGGUCGCCGAGAUGAUCCGCAGGAACGACAAGUUCGACAACAUCAGCGAAGAGGUGCUGGGCUGGUGGGCCAAGGCGGGCUGGCAAGAGGGCGUGGGCGACAAGCUGGGUCUGCGCGAGAUCUUCCAGGGCAGCGACGACGCCAGCUCAGACGGCUCGCUGGUGGUCGAGGAGGAGAUCGAUGUCUCCAGGUACAGCAGCACAUACUCCGGCGCCGCCGCCACAAACGGCACAGGCACGCCGUCCAUCCUCGCCUCGCGCGUCCUCGGGUCUUCCAGCAUACCCGAGAGCGCAAAGUCGCUCACUUCAAGACCAAAGCUUACCGUGCCGCCCAUCCUCGCAUACGUCCAGCCUUCCGCACCCACAAACCCGCUCAUUCGCCGCGUGGACACAGCGCAUCUCCUCCUCGCCGUCUCGCUGCGCCUCGCCAAGCUCCCCGAGAACAGCACUUCGCCUUUUGCUUUCGCCAACAAGAUCGCACCGUCGACCGCACACUCGAUACCGAAGAAGUGCAGGGUCGAAGCCGAGAACAGCCUGCUCGCCGACAACGUCGAUGUGGCAGAGAAGACAAACAUCAAGGAAAGCGUCAUCGGGUCGAACUGCAAGAUUGGCGAGGGCGCGCGCCUGUUGAGGUGUCUGCUUAUGGACGGUGUCGAGGUUGGCACGAACGUACAGCUCACGGACUGCAUUUUGGGCAGGAGGUGCAAGAUCGAGGGCGGCGGUGCCAAGGACAACGACAAGACAGUGCUCAAGGAUUGCGAGGUACAAGACGGCCAAGUAGUCGAGUGGGGUACAGAGAGCAAGAACGAGAAGUUCAUGAGGUUUAGUGUUGGUAUGGGUGAGGAGGGAGACCUCGGAGAUGAGGAGGACAUGGACGAUGCAGGAGAGGGUUUGGCGCUCUAG
Molecule: messenger RNA, 1713 nt
Organism: Macroventuria anomochaeta
Lineage: Eukaryota; Fungi; Ascomycota; Dothideomycetes; Pleosporales; Didymellaceae
Exons: 2
Coding region: 1-1713 (570 amino acids)
Biological process (GO): cytoplasmic translational initiation
Cellular component (GO): guanyl-nucleotide exchange factor complex; eukaryotic translation initiation factor 2B complex
Molecular function (GO): translation initiation factor activity; guanyl-nucleotide exchange factor activity
Source: RefSeq, a predicted model, not a curated record